CAAAAUGUGCCGAAUCGCGGUGAGCCUUGCCAGAAAUAGCCAUUAUUUUUGCGAGUGCAGUUUGUGAAAAACACGCGCACCUCGUCAGCAAAUUUCCGUUUCUUGUGCGUGACGCAGUGAUACUUAUUUCAUUUAUAAUAUUCCAUUGGAUUCAACUACGACUUUCAUCAGGCAUUUUUAGUCUGUGAGCAAACAUGGCGGGCGCAAUGUUAUUCGAACGUGCACAAUCAGUUUCCGACGGAAAACGCGAGAAAGAUCUCGAGCUAUUGAAGAAAAUCAAGCUCGGCGAAGAUGCCGACGACAACGAAGAGGAAAUUCGCACCAAGGAGCAGGACAUCCUCAACCUUGGUGAGCAAUAUCGCAAGGAGGGCAAGGCAAAGGAGCUCGCCGAAUUGAUCAAGGCGACCCGGCCUUUCUUGUCCCUCAUCUCAAAAGCUAAAGCCGCCAAGCUUGUGCGCUCCUUGGUUGACUUCUUCCUGGACCUGGAGGCAGGCAUCGGGAUCGAAGUCCAGCUAUGUAAGGAGUGUAUUGAAUGGGCAAAGGAGGAGCGCCGGACUUUCCUACGACAAUCUUUAGAAGCGCGUCUCAUUGCCCUGUACUUCGACACUGGCAUGUUUUCUGAAGCGCUGACUCUAGGCUCCAUCCUCCUGAAAGAACUGAAGAAGUUAGAUGACAAGAACCUGCUGGUUGAGGUGCAACUUUUGGAGAGUAAGACUUAUCAUGCACUCAGCAAUUUGCCGAAAGCGCGCGCCGCGUUGACUUCAGCUCGCACCACGGCGAAUUCGAUUUAUUGUCCGCCGAAAAUGCAGGCGUCACUCGAUCUGCAAUCCGGCAUCCUGCACGCCGCUGACGAGAAGGACUUCAAGACUGCAUACUCGUACUUUUACGAAGCGUUUGAGGGCUACGACAGCGUCGAAGCGCCGAAGGCGCUCACCGCGUUGAAAUACAUGCUGUUAUCGAAGAUUAUGCUCAACCAGCCGGAGGACGUCCAGCAAAUCAUCUCCGGCAAGCUGGCGAUUAAGUACGCCGGCAAGGACAUCGAUGCGAUGAAGAGCGUCGCGCAGGCCUCGCAUAAACGAUCGCUCGCCGAUUUUCAAAUUGGCGUCAAGCAGUUCAAGCACGAGCUGGAGGACGAUGUUAUCGUGCGGGCGCAUCUCGGUACGCUCUACGAUAACAUGCUGGAGCAGAAUUUGUGCCGCAUCAUUGAGCCCUACAGUCGGGUGCAGGUGGAUUAUAUUGCCAAGACCAUCAAGCUGCCCAUGCCCCAGGUUGAGAAGAAGUUGUCUCAGAUGAUUUUAGAUGCGAAAUUUCAUGGCAUUUUGGAUCAGGGUGAAGGUGUGCUGAUUGUUUUUGAAGAAACCCCCGUAGAUAAAACUUACGAAAUGGCAUUAGAGACGAUACAAAGCAUGAGCAAGGUGGUCGACACCCUAUAUCAAAAGGCGAAGAAGCUGUCAUAGGUGUCCGAGUGUUCGGAUAAAUUUAAAUUACUAAUUCUUAAUAUUACUAUAGAGGGACGCCGAGAAAUCGGCGAGGAGCGGAGCAGUUGGCGAUUGGACGAAGCGCAGAGAAUUGAAAUUUACUAUCUACUGAAAAACAAAACACCUUCUGAACUCAUAAACUAAACCUACUAAUUAAACUGUUUCUGAUUGUACGUAUUACAGACUUGGAAUUUAAUGGAAUUCAUUUUUGUUGGUUUCGCAUUGAAUUUUCGAUCGAAAUUGUACGUCUUGUUUCUUUGUCCUCCUAGGGAUGUAUCAUUUAUUUUCUGUAAUUUUGCAAUUUGUUUUGUUUCACCGAUGCAAGUAAUAGCCGUGGCUGUACAUAUUUGAGAAUAAGAACUGUGUUGUUUUGGGAAAAAAAAUGAAACAAAUUGAAAAAAUAUACUUAUGUACUUUACGAGUU
This is a messenger RNA of Dalotia coriaria, 1902 nucleotides long. RefSeq names its product regulatory particle non-ATPase 6 (gene Rpn6). Gene Ontology annotation, cellular component: proteasome regulatory particle, lid subcomplex. The coding region runs from base 195 to 1457 and encodes 420 amino acids. Gene Ontology annotation, biological process: ubiquitin-dependent protein catabolic process. The transcript is spliced from 3 exons. Lineage: Eukaryota; Metazoa; Arthropoda; Insecta; Coleoptera; Staphylinidae. The record is from RefSeq and is a predicted model, not a curated record. Gene Ontology annotation, molecular function: structural molecule activity.